UUGAAAAAAGUGCAAUCAUUGGUGAUUCUGCGAUGGACUCCGUGGAUAUAUCUUAUGAUGGUUUAGUUACUUGGAUACCAGGUGGAAUUUACAGUACUGCAUGCAAAGUGUCUGUGAAGUAUUACCCAUUCGAUGUUCAAACUUGUGAGCUAGUAUACUUCGCAUCAGACGAGAUCACUUCCACGGUGCAUCUAAACGGUCCAUCAACAAUUAUACUCAAUGAUUAUACGGACAACUCUGAAUGGAAACUUCUCGGUGUAGCUGUAUCAGUGACUGAAAAAUAUAAAACAUAUUAUGUAAAACUUCAGUGUAAGAUCCAAAGGCGUGCCGACUUUACUGUAUAUACUAUGGUUCUCCCCCUAACCACUCUUGCUAUAAUCAAUGUCUUUACGUUUCUUGUCCCAAUCGAGUCUGGAGAAAAAGGUUCCCUUGCAAUAACAUUGUUUCUUGCUUAUGGAUUUUUUGUUACUAUCACUAGAGAUGCGUUGCCUCAUAAUUCCCUCCAGGUUUCCUACUAUAUAAUCUACAUCACCAUCCUCCUGGCUCUUAGCAUGUUCACUGUCAUAUACGUCAUUCUUGAGGCUAAAAUAUACUCCAGGCUUGGAACAACUGAGUUUCGUAUUUGCAGGACAAGCAAGGUCAAAGCUAUACUAACGGAUAUUCAAAUUGAGAAAGAUACCAUGUCGCUGUCUAAAAUGGAAUCUUCCAAGGACACUGUCACAUGGGCCGAAAUGAUGAGUAAAUUAGAUAUUGUCUUUUGCUGCUCCAGUUUUGUUUUUGUUGUUUUAUUCAGUAGUGUUCUUUGGAGUGUCGUUUAUGUUGGAGAUUGAAAGGAAAACAUGUGUCCAACCCUUAGUACUAGUAUCUUUAUACGCUUAUAACACAGGGAGAAGGCAGAUAUUUUCUUAAGAACUCUUUUUGUGUGAAUUAUAAUUAAAUCACAUCAAACUGUAAAUAUUUAAUUAAGUUCUUAUAGUAUAUGUAUAUAUGUAUUCGAAAAAUUCAUUUUAGCUUCGAUGGUUCUUACGCAUCGUAUCAACUAUAGAGCUGUGGGGCAUAAUCCUUCUCUCUAAAGACGAAAAGGUUGUAGUCGCUAUAAGAGAAUUAGUCUUUCCGAGACAGGUAGAUGGCAUGAAAAAGGUUUCUCGCCGGUGUAAGGGAGCGUGGACGGUAACUUACACUUUCUAGUACCGUCCAUUACCAGGCUCAAUAAAAACCGAGUAUGCAACAUUUUCAUUUCAAUUUUACCGUGAUGGUCUUUCUUAAGGGAUUCUGUUUUUCCCUAUUUGAAAGAGAUUGGCAACAUUUGGCAAAAAUGCAAGUUGAAUCAAUAUUGUAAAAAGACAGUAUUAUUGUUUAUUCUAAGAUAAAAAUGUUUGUAAAAGAAGCACACGCUUUCAGGAAAGGGCGAUUCUGCAUGUAAGAUAUCUUUCAGCUGACACAAGAGGCAGUUGAAUGCUAAACAUUUCAAUGCUAAGAAACAUGCUCCAAACAUUUAGAAGAAGUACGGAAAUAUUUUUGUAACUGACAAACAUAUUUAUUUUGUAACGUUUUGUUUCCUAUUUGUCCGGUUUUCCUUAUAUGGUAUUGUUUACUGCGGAAAUAGCUUACAAAUAUUCUGACCAUUUACGAAUAUAUUCACUGCGAAUUUUACACUUUCAUGUAUAUAUCUGUAAUAAACCAUAGGGAUCUUAUACUAAAUAAAGGGUUUAAGAGACUACUCUCACUCGAAUGUUAAAUUUUGACCUGUUGAUUAUCUAGCAGUUAUGAACUUGAUAAUUUAUAUAAUGUUUUAUGUAAAAUAUGUUUGUGUAUAAUUAU
This is a messenger RNA of Ruditapes philippinarum (Manila clam), 1821 nucleotides long. RefSeq names its product acetylcholine receptor subunit beta-type acr-3-like. Gene Ontology annotation, cellular component: membrane; neuron projection; synapse. The record is from RefSeq and is a predicted model, not a curated record. The transcript has 2 exons. The coding region runs from base 33 to 830 and encodes 265 amino acids. Gene Ontology annotation, molecular function: extracellular ligand-gated monoatomic ion channel activity; transmembrane signaling receptor activity; neurotransmitter receptor activity. Gene Ontology annotation, biological process: nervous system process; chemical synaptic transmission; regulation of membrane potential. NCBI's taxonomy places the organism in Eukaryota, Metazoa, Mollusca, Bivalvia, Venerida, Veneridae.